GAAGACGUUAAUUAUACAACUACUCUGGUCACAAGUGUCUCUCCUCCUCUGCUAGAAAGCAUCUGUUGGUUAUAUAAAUCUUGGUAGACAUUUUGAAAGUGAGGCAGGUACUCGAUAUGACAUCUUUCAUUCGAUCAAUACGUCGUCUUCCUAUCUCCCAUUCCUUCCGUCAAGCAUCCACCUCAACAUCUCCCUCAUCAUCCGUUUCUGCCACCCAAGCACCACGAGUCUUACCCGAUACCACUGUCACACAUCACCUCAUCACUCUCACUCGAUCGCCUAUAGGUUUACCUCCUCAAGCUCGCGGGACCUUGGAAGCCUUAGGACUCUACAGACGAUAUUCCUCUGUUCUUCAUCCUUUCGGGCCUACUGUGGCGGGUCAAAUUCUCAGAGUGAAGGAGCUAGUAUCAGUGCGGAAUGUCACAGAGGAGGAAGGAAUAAUAAGUUUAGCUAAGAAGGGAUCGGAAGGAAGUGGGGUGGUGGUGAGUGGAAGGGUUUUUGGUGGUGGGAAAGGUGUCGUCAUGUGAAAAACGUUUUCAAGUCAAUCGUACAUCGACUCUUUUAGACAGACAUGCUAUGCAUCGCCACAUUGCAGG
This is a messenger RNA of Tremella mesenterica DSM 1558, 596 nucleotides long. RefSeq lists its product as uncharacterized. Gene Ontology annotation, biological process: translation. The record is from RefSeq and is a predicted model, not a curated record. Gene Ontology annotation, cellular component: large ribosomal subunit; mitochondrion. Lineage: Eukaryota; Fungi; Basidiomycota; Tremellomycetes; Tremellales; Tremellaceae. Gene Ontology annotation, molecular function: structural constituent of ribosome. The transcript has 2 exons. The coding region runs from base 117 to 527 and encodes 136 amino acids.